Molecule: messenger RNA, 2125 nt
Organism: Aedes albopictus (Asian tiger mosquito)
Lineage: Eukaryota; Metazoa; Arthropoda; Insecta; Diptera; Culicidae
Product: activating signal cointegrator 1
Exons: 5
Coding region: 493-2103 (536 amino acids)
Biological process (GO): positive regulation of DNA-templated transcription
Cellular component (GO): nucleus
Molecular function (GO): transcription coactivator activity; zinc ion binding
Source: RefSeq, a predicted model, not a curated record
GUGCAAAGAGUCAGCGUCAGCAAAUCACAAACCGAACCGAUUUGUGCAAUAAGCUGAAAUAAUUUAGACUUAUACCCCGGACAGACAUGUGAUACGAGUGUGAUUCCUGUACAACGGUACGCAGUGUCAAGAAAAUUCUAACAAGACUGACUUGUAUUGAGAGAAUUUUCUGUAUGGCACUCAUUUCAAGCGCAAUUGUACAGUGAUUCUUGUAUUAUGCGUUGCGCGAAAAUUUGUACGCGCAAGCGCCCAUACAUCUCCGCCUGUAAGAAAAAUCAUUUCGGUGUUUUCGGCGCAGUAUUCCUUGGCCAAUUCGCGCACUUAUUGUAGAAGACACCAUAACGAUUAAACAUACCAGCGGAGGUCUAUUAGCGAUUUUGCACCUUUUUCGCUCUCUAUUUUCUUGCAACGGGUAAUAUCACAUGUGUGUCAUAAGUAUUAGGGAUAGGCUACUUUUGUCCGAAAAAUAAGCAUUCCAACGAUCCUCAAAAAAUGGAAGCCUGGCUAAAGGAUCGUCUCUCCAAGUGUCUGUGCUUCGAAGUUCCGGACGAAAUGAUCGGAUACAUCCUCACCAUCCGGAACAAUCAGGAGCAGGACGAAUACUUUAGAAGUUUGUUGGAUUCCGGAAAUCCGGAGCAUGUCUCGUUUUUGAACGAGUUCAAACAACGAUGGCGAAAAAGUCCUUCCGAGGGACGUGACAAGAAGAAUCAGCAGAAGUCCGGCAAACAGCAGCAGAACAAGCAGCCGCAACAGUCGUCACAGCAAUCCCGCGGAUCAAAACCUCCGGAACCGGUUCCGAAGCAGGAAGCUCCAACGGUCGCAGCUCCCGCACAGAAUCAAGGCGCAAUCAAGAAGAAAACCAAGUACGUGAGUCUGUACGACCAGGAGGGACGGGCCAAUGUGGUCCUUCUGAAGGGACGGCACCUGUGCGACUGCCAAGCGUCCAAGCAUAAACUGGUCAACAACUGCCUGCACUGUGGGCGGAUUGUUUGCGAACAGGAAGGCAGCGGUCCGUGCCUGUUCUGCGGCAGUUUGGUGUGCACCGACGAGGAGCAGAAGAUGAUCGACAGCUCAUCCAAGAAGGGCGACAAUCUGAAGCGCACCCUGAUGGAUCAGAACCGACCGAAAGGAUGGGAGGAAGCGGUGGCCACUCGGAACCGACUGCUGGAGUACGACCGGAACAGCGAGAAGCGAACGACCGUGAUUGAUGACGAGUCGGAUUAUUUCCGGGCCAAUUCGGUGUGGUUGUCGGAUGCCGAACGGAAGAAGAUGGAGAAGUUGGAGGCUGAGCUGAGGGAGAAAAAACACGCCAGCCGGUUGAGCCGGAAGGUAACGAUCGACUUUGCUGGACGGCAGGUGGUGGAAGAACCACAGCUGGCGAUUGAACUGGAGGAUGAUAUAUUGAAGCAGAUCGCGGAGUCAGUGGCACCGGAAAAGGAGAACAUCGGUCCCAAAAGUAGCUGGGAUCGGAAGAAGGUUGCCGAUGCGGAUCGGGCUGAUGACAUUCAUCCGGGAAUCGUCGGAGAGGCGCCGAUUUUCAUCGAUCCGGGAACUGCUCUGUCAUCCAACAGAGGCCCACUAAACGGUCCCCAAUUCGAUGGAAUCUACAGCAAAGUGCAGGACAAGGAAUUCCUGGAAAUGUCCGACCUCCGGCACUGUCUCUCCAUGCAUCAACCAUGGGCAUCGCUUCUGGUGGCCGGCAUCAAGAGGCACGAAGGCCGCACCUGGUACUCGUCGCAUCGGGGCCGACUGUGGAUUACGGCCACGGCCAAACCGGUGGACAUGGAGCUGGUCAAACAGAUGGAGAACUUCUAUCGGGUGUUGUACAACGACGAUGGCAUUGAGUUUCCCUCGCAGUAUCCGUCCGGAUGCUUGCUGGGAUGUGUGUCUGUUCAGGAUGUUCUACCGCAGGAGGAGUAUCGAAAGCAGUUCCCGAACGGAGAGUCCGAGAGCCCGUUUGUAUUCGUUUGCACGGAUCCACAGGAGUUGCCCAUCCGGUUCCCCGUCAAGGGACAGCACAAGAUUUACAAUCUGGAUACGAAGAUUCAUCAAGCCGCGGUCAAGUCGCUGCAACGACUUUCCAAGCUGAAGGCGGAGGAAUAAACAUUUAAUCCGGUUUGUAUAA